AUGCAUAGAACAUAUUCAUUAAGAUCAUCAAAAGCUCCAACUGCUUCUCAAUUACAAUCUCCACCACCACCACCAUCAUCAACUAAAAAUAGAUUUUUUGGUUCAGGUGGUUUAUCAUCAUCAAUUAGAAAAGCUGCAGCUGGUGCAACUGGACCAGAAUUAUCAAGAAAAUUAACUCAAUUUAUUAAAAUGGAAAAAAAUUUUAUGAGAUCAGUUGAAGUUACUUCAAGAGAAAGAAAAGAUAUUGCAAAACAAUUAAGUGCUUGGGGUGAAGGUAAUGAUGAUGAUGUUAGUGAUGUUACUGAUAAAUUAGGGGUUUUAAUUUAUGAAAUUGGUGAAUUAGAAGAUCAAUAUAUUGAUAAAUAUGAUCAAUAUAGAAUUACUUUAAAAUCAAUUAGAGAUAUUGAAGGUUCAGUACAACCUUCAAGAGAAAGAAAACAAAAAAUUACUGAUGAAAUUGCUCAUUUAAAAUAUAAAGAUCCUCAAUCUCCAAAAAUUCCUGUAUUAGAACAAGAAUUAGUUAGAGCAGAAGCUGAAUCAUUAGUUGCUGAAGCUCAAUUAUCAAAUAUUACAAGAGAACAAUUAAAAGCUGCUUUUAAUUAUCAAUUUGAUGCAACAAGAGAAUUAGCUGAAAAAUAUGCUUUAAUUGCUGGUUAUGGUAAAGCUUUAUUGGAAUUAUUAGAUGAUUCAGCAGUUACUCCAGGUGAAACAAGACCAGCUUAUGAUGGUUAUGAAGCUUCAAAACAAAUUAUUAUUGAUGCUGAAAAUGCUUUAGCUAAUUGGACUUUAGAUUCAGCAGUUGUAAAACCAACUUUAUCAUUACAUCAUGAAUAUGAUGAUGAAGAAGAAGAACCAGAAAUUAAUGAUGCUGCUCAACAAGAAUUUAAUAAACAUGAUGAUGUUCAUCAAAUUCAUCAAGAUGGUCAUCAAACUCAAUCACAUGUUUAA
Lodderomyces jiufengensis is the source of this 948-nucleotide messenger RNA. It is a transcript of the gene PIL1, whose product is annotated as lipid-binding protein. Lineage: Eukaryota; Fungi; Ascomycota; Pichiomycetes; Serinales; Debaryomycetaceae. Bases 1 to 948 code for a protein of 315 amino acids. The transcript has a single exon. Gene Ontology annotation, cellular component: eisosome filament; plasma membrane. Gene Ontology annotation, biological process: eisosome assembly; endocytosis; negative regulation of protein kinase activity. The record is from RefSeq and is a predicted model, not a curated record. Gene Ontology annotation, molecular function: lipid binding.